Molecule: messenger RNA, 1704 nt
Organism: Sclerotinia borealis F-4128
Lineage: Eukaryota; Fungi; Ascomycota; Leotiomycetes; Helotiales; Sclerotiniaceae
Source: the annotation of a GenBank genome assembly
AUGGGGUGGUUUGGAAACCAAGAUUUGUCUGCCAAGUUUGGCAUUGUACUUGGUGGUUCGAUUUUCGUUGUACUCGUUGCUGGCCUGUUAAAAGUAUGGUACAAUAAAAGAAGGCUUGCGAAAAAUAUAAAAAUUGAGGAAAUUGAGAAGGCAAACAGCACCCAGGAGAGACUUAACAUAGAGGACCUCGGUGAAGGCGAUCUCUUUGGCAUUCGAGCAAUCGAAAGAGGCUUCUUUGGGGGUGUCUCACAGUCGAGAAGCAAUUCUCCGGCCCAGUCGAUGUUCGGGCCACCUUCAACAACUGUUACAGACUUGUUAGAGCCUCCCAGAAAUGUCGAGUCUGUUAGAGAUUCGUCAACAGCUAGCAGUAGCAGUAGUCUAUCGAGACGUUCAGUGGAAAUUUCCGCCCCCAAAUCUAUCAAGCAUAAGCCUAAACCUCUCCGUAUCCAACCUUCUGAUGCGGAGAUCAGACGCUCUGCAAUGCCUAAUGCCGGGGGCUCAUAUAUACCACCAUCACCAAUGAAGGAGGCUCAGUCACAAUCAAACCUACUUGACGUUAAUUUCAGCAGACCUUCGGUUUUGGAGUCUCCUCCCAUUAGAUCUUAUUCGGAUGAGGAGUUAUCCCAAUUACGAUACCAGGGCGAUGUCCCACGCAAUUACAUGUUUCUAGCAGGUCAACAUUCGACCGUUAGAUCCCAAGCAGGUUCAAUAUACGGCAGUGCCGAAUCAUCACCAAAUAACCCAGCCAACGUUCUGAAAAUUCCCACACCUCCAGCUCCAACCCACGUAUUUGGUUUUUCCCCUCGACAUUCCCAUCGAUCACGAUCACGCUCUACCACUCCAGAAGGACUCUUCAAUAAUCGUUCUUCUUCUCGAUCCCCCGAAUUACCAGUCCCAUCCAUCCCAUCCCCAUACAAAACCUCAUAUCAACCUACCACCUUCCUCGAAGAACCAGACACCAAAUCCAAACGUCGCUCUUACCAACCCACCCACCCCUCCGAACCUCACUCCGAAUCAGAACUCCACACCCAUCAUCGCGAACCCAGUCUCGCCACCUCAACCCUCACAACCCGAACCUCGAUCUUAGACGAACCAUUCACAUACACAUCCACAACCACAACCCGUCCCCGCGGCCGUACAUCCCACCAACACACGCGCUCCAAUUCCUCCACCACCCACACCACCCAACACACCCACGGCCAAAUAUCACGCACCCACGACUCUCUCCGCAUCUCGCGCAAAUCGACUCCCGGGAAAGUUCAAGUUCAAGUUCAAGGGCAGGUUCAGGGGCAAGGGCAAGGGCGCGAAAAUCGCCACUCCAGAGAUCGAGAUCAGCUACACUAUGAUCCCACAUCUGGGCCUUCGGCCCGCACGAGAUCGGGUGGUGUGAAGGGCCGCGCAGUCGAUUUUGAUCGGCCUAGGAAAAGUCCGUUUAGUAAUUCGAAUGCGAUUUCUGGACAGGGAAUGGGACAGGGGAGCGUGAAGAGUCAUGCGAGUAAAGAGAGUUUCUCGAGUGCGAGUACGAGUAGUGCGGAGUCGAGUUGGAGUGAGGGUGAGGUGGGUGACGUGGAAGAGAUGGGGUGGAGGAGAGGGGGUGGGGGCGGGGGUGCGAGAGCGGUUGUGGGGGUGGAAGAAACGAUAGUGGAGGUUUUGACGCCGAUGACGAGUCGGGGGCAGAGGUUUGAUGCUAGUGAUUUGGUUUGA